AUGCUUAGGCAUGGUGUUCUUCGCCAUGGCCUACACCAUUGCCCCAGAAAACCUACAUCCAAUGUUAUAGUGCCGAAGAUUCCGUUGUCGGCCAGGAGAGGAUACGCUUCAGUAACAGAUUUGGAGGCUUACCCGAAGCCAGGAGAGAGCAUACAUGGAUUCACCUUGAAAGAGAUCAAGCACGUCCCCGAAUUGCACCUGACAGCAUUACGGUUAGAACAUGACAAGACAAAGGCAGAAUACUUGCAUGUGGCUAGGGACGACAAGAACAAUGUCUUUGCCAUCAACUUCAAGACAAACCCCACGGACCGAACAGGGCUACCACAUAUUCUGGAGCAUGUCACACUAUGUGGAAGCCAGAAAUAUCCAGUUCGAGAUCCUUUCUUCAAGAUGAUGCCCAGGUCUCUCGCCAAUUUCAUGAAUGCUUUCACGUCGUCGGAUUAUACUUCAUAUCCUUUUGCGACCACGAAUUUGCAGGACUACCGCAAUCUGUCCUCGGUAUAUCUUGACGCAACCCUGCAUCCAUUACUCAAGCGUACAGAUUUUCUGCAGGAAGGAUGGCGACUUGGACCAGAAGACCCUCGUGAGCCGGCCACGGAGGACAACGUCAAGUUCAAAGGCGUCGUGUACAACGAGAUGAAGGGCCAGAUGUCGGAUGCAAGCUACCUAUUCUACAUCAGAUUUAGAGAGCACCUAUUUCCUUCUCUUCACAACUCUGGCGGAGAUCCAGAGGUAAUGACUAAUCUCACCCACGAACAACUCGUUGACUUCUCCCGCGAACAUUAUCAUCCAAGCAAUGCAAAGAUAUUUUCUUAUGGCAGCCUUAGUAUUGCGGAACAUCUCCAGCACGUCAAUGAGACAAUCUCAGAAUUCGACCAGACGGCGCCAGACUCGGACAUCAAAAUGCCGAUCGAUUUCUCCAACGGUCUUUCAUUUGAGGUGCCAGGCCCUCUUGACACCAUGCAACCGGCAGAUCGACAAUUCAAAUCCUCCAUGACCUGGCUAGGCUGCGAGACUUCGGACAUCGUGGAGACCUUUUCUGUCAGUAUCAUGAUGUCGCUUUUGAUGAACGGUUAUGGCUCUCCUCUCUAUCAAGGUCUGAUAGAAUCAGGUUUAGGAACGAACUUCAGUCCGAAUUCCGGUUACGAUAGUUCCACCAAAGUUGGGACUUUCUCAAUCGGGCUAGAUGGAAUGAAGGCCGAAGACAUUGCUGGCUUGAAAGACACCAUUCGGACCGUACUGAGAGAAAAAGCGCAUGAGGCCUUUUUGCCUCACAAAAUUGAAGGAUACAUGCAUCAGCUAGAGCUUAGUCUCAAGCACAAGACUGCAAAUUUCGGGAUGGGCCUUCUUGAGAAGACUUUGGCUGGAUGGUUCAAUGGCGUCAAUCCCAUGGACGGUCUGGCCUGGAACGAUAUCAUCAGCGCAUUCAAAUCACGUUUGAAAGACGAAAGAUAUCUGGAGAAGCUGGUGCAGAAGUACUUGUUAGGCGACGGGUGCGUGCAGUUCACGAUGAAGCCGUCUGAAUUGUAUGGAUCGACUCUAGACAAACAGGAAGAGGAACGAAGAAAGUCUAUCCUGGAAAAAAUCAAGAAAGAUGCAAGCUCACCGGAAGCAGCGAUUUCUCAACUUGGCCAGCAAGAGCUCCAGUUGCUUGAAGAACAAGAGACCUCCCAGUCCAAGAAUCUGGACACGCUCCCGACUCUCAGUGUGGACGAUAUUGCUCGAGUGAAGCAAAAGAAGCCUCGAUAUUCCUCAAGGAUUGGCGAGGUCAGUUGCCUGUGGCGUGAAACAUCCACCAAUGGAAUCACAUAUUUCCAAGCCAAACACUUGCUGAAAGGGCUUCCCGAAGAACUCAGGCUUCUGAUGCCUCUAUUUACCGAAUCUUUGAUGCGAUUGGGUACCAAAGUCAAAUCCGUUGGAGAUAUCGAAGCCGAAAUUCUUCUGAAGACUGGUGGUAUCUCUAUUGCCCCUUUUAUUGCUCCCGAGCCUUGGAGCUUGGACGGGUACAAAGAAGGCUUGCUCCUAGACGGCUAUGCGCUCGACAGAAAUGUUCCGGCAAUGUUUGACCUCAUGCGCACAUUGUUGUUGGAGAUCGACUUCACGAACUCGAAGGCUGUUGCUGCCAUACAGGAGCUUCUCGAAUCAAAGACCUCUGGUGCUUUGGAUGCUGUUGCUGAGAGUGGCCAUCAUUUUGCGAUUACAAGUGCAUCUGCUGCGCUUACCAGCAGAGGCAGAAUCCAGGACCAGCUGUCUGGAUUGACACAGAUUGAGGCAACGGCUCGAACAUUGGACGCUGCACGAAAAGAUCCCGGAAGCCUUCAAAAAGUCAUUCACAAACUGCAAAGAAUUCAGUCCUUUGCUAUCAGCAACUCGAGUGAGCUUUCAAUGCGAGUGGUAUGCGAACCUGAUUCGGUUUCCACCAACCGGAGCCUGAUUGAAGAAUUCCUUGCGAAGCUCCCACAAGGGGGGCGGGUCAUUACAGGUUCCGGCUCUUCUGAUGCCGUGCCAGGCUCUUCCCUCUCACGGCGAGCCUUUUUCAAUCUGCCUUUCCAGGUCUCCUAUACUGGAACAUGUCUACAGACCGCGCCAUAUUCUUCCCCCGAUAAAGCACCCCUUACAGUACUCGGUCAGCUCCUGACUCACAAUUUCCUACACCCCGAGGUCAGGGAGAAGGGCGGCGCGUACGGUGCUUCAGCAAGUGCCAGUCCCAUCAGUGCGCUUUUCACGAUGUCGUCAUACCGCGAUCCCAAUCCCCGAAACUCCCUACAGGUCUUCCAGCGUGCUGGAGCCUAUGCACGAGACAAGGAGUGGAGCGGCCGGGAGCUGGAAGAGAGCAAACUGAGCAUCUUCCAAGGCAUCGACGCUCCCAGGAGUGUUAGCAGCGAAGCCAGCAAAGAGUUUAUGUAUGGCAUAACCGAAGACAUGGACCAGAAAAUGCGCGAGAACCUGUUGGAUGUUACGAAAGAAGAUGUUCAAAGAGUUGCUCAGAAAUACCUCGUUGACCUGCCCUCCGAACUCAAGUCUGUGUGCACCUUGGGGGAGAAAAAGGAUUGGAUCGCAAAAGACCCAGAUCACUGGCAGGAGAAGAGCUUGCAGAUGGCUGCAUAG
This is a messenger RNA of Exophiala xenobiotica, 3108 nucleotides long. RefSeq lists its product as uncharacterized. The coding region runs from base 1 to 3108 and encodes 1035 amino acids. Gene Ontology annotation, molecular function: metal ion binding. The transcript has a single exon. Gene Ontology annotation, cellular component: mitochondrial matrix. Gene Ontology annotation, biological process: protein processing. NCBI's taxonomy places the organism in Eukaryota, Fungi, Ascomycota, Eurotiomycetes, Chaetothyriales, Herpotrichiellaceae. The record is from RefSeq and is a predicted model, not a curated record.